GCUGCCAUGACUCCGCGGGAACCUCUGCCCCAAAGGCACCCACCUGAGAGCGAUGGCUGCCGGAGGGCUGCUCCCCUGCGCCGCCGCCUCCUUCUCCUCCUCGCUUCCCGGGCCGGCUUCCGGGACCUCACCCUGAGGCAAGCUAGGGGGAGAAGGGAAAGAACAGGGAGAAGAUGAGGAGAGCCCGGGUGCGCCCAACCCCUUUCCCGCCCCUUCAUGGCGGCGCAGGGAGGGAGAAAAGGAAAGAAGCAGCCGCUCCGCAGCCUGCCUGACCGACGCUCAACUUUCCGGCCUUACAGCAAUACGGUCAAAUCCACCACCGCCUCCUCCUCCUCCGUCUCGCAGCCCCCACCCGCCGCCGGCAACAACCAGCGCUCACCUCCGCGAGGCGGCCGGCCCAGCCGCCAAGGAGAAGGAGACGCUGACGGAGGCGCAACUGCCGGCCCUGAGCGGUGUUUCCUCCCUCCGCCCCGCUCACCUGAGGGAGGCCGGCAGCAGCCAGGUGGGCGCGGGAAGAGCAAGGGCGCAGGGCGGCGGCCAGUAACGGAAGGCGCCGAGAAACCGCCUUUGCCAGCGGCCUCUCCCACCACCGCACCGGCCGCCAACCCUCACCCUACGCCGGUCCCCACGCAGCCGGUGCCGCGGCACCUUUAAGCGUGGCGUCAGACGGGAUCUGUAGUCCGAGCGCCUCCUCGCGGCAUGUCAUGGGAAACGUAAGGGUGGAUUCUCCCCCUUCCCUGACGCGUUCUGCCCGCCCCGCACGGUGCACGCCGGCACUCGCCGCUCAGACGCAGCGCGGCCCAGGCCCGGCGGACACCCCGACCGCUGGUUCCCCGGUGCAGGGAAGGGCCGCGGGCUCCACCGGCGCGGCGUGAGGGCACCCCCGUCCCGCGCUCCGCCUUUGCGCCUGGUCCCUCGCGCCUGCGCGGGAGGCGGCGCCGCGCGGUGAAGUUGGUCAAAGCGCCGGUGGUAAAAUGGACCAUCUGUAGUCAAGAUGUCACCAUCCAUAUGUGUACAAGAGAUAACAAGUAGACUGAAAGAUGGUCCCACAUUUGCUGCUUACUGUUCACUGAAUCAGGAUUCGUGUUGUCUUCCCUCCCCCCCCAACAUUUAAGAGACCAGUAAAUUUUGUGUAAUACCUGAUGACUUACCAAGUAAUGAGACAAAUUUAUCAGUUAAAUUAUUGGCCCAAAACCUGUGCUAAGUAUGGUUUAACAAAAAUGGGAUGUAUCAGAAUAUAAUAAAACCCAGAGUUUGAUUUAAGCUAUUUCCUCCUUCCAACUUCAUAUGAAGAAUGUUGAUCUAUGUUAAUGUUGGAUCUGCUCCCUACAAAAUCCCUGUUCCUGCCUCUUGAGUGUUCCAGAAGUUCAGUGGUGUUGUGUCAGUAUGGUUGCUGCAAUUAGCUGCCAUUAAGUGAAGCAUCGUAUUGGUUCCUGUAUACCACUGUUGUUUAAUGUAUUAAUAGUAUAAACAUCUUUUCAGCAUUAAAGUUUUAGAUCAUGGUUACAGUGACUUUAUAGUCUCAUCAUAACAUUCAGCAAAUCCCUGACAUGUCUGCUUUAUCUGUUUUCUUUUUGCCUAAUGUCUUCUGUUGGCAGUGUUUUCUAACGCAAAAGUGUAAGAAAUGGUUCUGCCUUUUUUAGCUGAUCAUGUGAAAUGAUUAAACUUUGUAUUGUUCAUUGUUGCUAGGAAAAUAUUAGGAAAACUGCUGAGUAGUUUUUCUCUGUGUAUGAAGGAGUUACACAGAAUCUGAGAAUCUCUUAAGUUGUGCCUUUAUAAUCUCAUUUGUAUAACUACUAGGCAUAUUUUUCAGAGGGUAACUAUACUGUUGCAUGGUGAAACUCGUGUUUACCACUGUUUCAGAACAGAAAAACUUCUGCAUGUGUGAGCAAUAAAGCAGAAAUAUGAAUUUAUUACUGCCAAAUAUGUGCUGCUAAAAAUGUAUAUAUAGAUGCUGUCAUUUCAGUUUUCAGAAGAAAAUGCUGUCUUUUUAACUGCAGAAGAACAAGGCUUUGUCUUCCUGUAAUUCUGAAGUGAAAGUUGUCAUCAACAAGAAAACUAAAACCUUUUAAAGAUAGGCCGUAGUAGUAGAAUGCUGAAACAAACUUCUGGAUUAGCUUCAUUGGCUUUCCUGCUUCUUUUGCAUCCCAAAGCAUAAGCUUAAAACGUCUCAGAAGGACAAGGUCCGCCAGUUUAUGGCAUUUACCCAGGCUGGUGAAAGGACUGCUAUUUACUGCUUAAUGCAGAAUGAAUGGAAACUAGAAGUGGCAACAGACAACUACUUCCAGAACCCAGACUUGUACUACAAAGAAUCCAUGAAAAAUUCAGUAGACAAGAAGAAAUUAGAACAAUUGUAUAAUCGAUACAAAGACCCACAAGAUGAAAAUAAAAUUGGCAUUGAUGGAAUUCAGCAGUUCUGUGAUGAUUUAAGCCUGGACCCAGCCAGUAUCAGUGUCCUAGUUGUAGCAUGGAAGUUCAGGGCAGCUACUCAGUGUGAAUUCAGUAAAAAGGAAUUUGUUGAUGGGAUGACAGAGUUGGGGUGUGACACCACAGAAAAGCUAAAAGCUCUAUUGCCAAGACUGGAACAAGAGCUAAAGGAUCCAAUAAAGUUCAAAGAUUUUUAUCAGUUUACUUUUAACUUUGCUAAGAACCCUGGACAAAAAGGUCUAGAUCUAGAAAUGGCAAUUGCAUAUUGGAAUUUGGUAUUGUCAGGAAGAUUUAAAUUUCUAGAUCUUUGGAAUAAAUUUUUGUUGGAACAUCAUAAAAGAUCAAUUCCAAAAGAUACUUGGAAUCUUCUGUUAGACUUUGGAAAUAUGAUUGCAGAUGAUAUGUCCAACUAUGAUGAAGAAGGAGCGUGGCCUGUUCUUAUAGAUGAUUUUGUGGAAUACGCACGACCAGUAGUCACAGGAGGAAAACGUAAAACUUCCUAACACCAGGCUUGUCAAUAUGGACUUAAACCUGCGUUCUGAACUGCAUUAGGUAAUGAAGAUCUGAUAGCUGAUAACUAUGCACAUUGUUGCUGGUUUCAGUGCUUGUGAUGAGAUUCUGCAGACAAAACAGAAAUUCUUCCUUUCUGCCUAAAGAAAAUGAUGGCUGACUCGUGGACACUUGAACAAACUCAGAAGAUAGUCCAGGCUGUUUGUGGGCUACUGGCUUCAAUUAUUGUACUGGUUGUAUCAUAUAGGAUGUAGAUUUUGCAUGAUUUUUUACUUCGGAGAAACUUAACUAGAGGCAAUUUUAUUAAAGUUUUGACAGCACAGCAUGCCAUUCAGUUCAUGAUCCAGAGUGAACACCAGCAGUUACAUAAAUAAGACUGUAUUAUAUUGUACUUAUAUUAAAAGCAGUAUUUGUGAUAUAUAAAUUAAAUCCCUAAAUAAAA
Molecule: messenger RNA, 3379 nt
Organism: Melopsittacus undulatus (budgerigar)
Lineage: Eukaryota; Metazoa; Chordata; Aves; Psittaciformes; Psittaculidae
Gene: DCUN1D2
Product: defective in cullin neddylation 1 domain containing 2
Exons: 7
Coding region: 2196-2930 (244 amino acids)
Biological process (GO): protein neddylation
Cellular component (GO): ubiquitin ligase complex
Molecular function (GO): cullin family protein binding; ubiquitin-like protein binding; ubiquitin conjugating enzyme binding
Source: RefSeq, a predicted model, not a curated record